This is a messenger RNA of Meloidogyne enterolobii, 4756 nucleotides long. Lineage: Eukaryota; Metazoa; Nematoda; Chromadorea; Rhabditida; Meloidogynidae. The record is from the annotation of a GenBank genome assembly.
AUGCAGAAUAAUCCAGAUCCAAUGGACGAUAGACAUCCCUUAAAGUCUCAACCUUCGCAUCCUCUUGGUCACCUGCUAAAGAUGAUUACUCGUGUUGAGAGUUUCCUUGUAAUUUCCUAUCUUAUUGCUCGGGAUAAUAUUGAGAGAAAUGUCUUUGCUGCUCGACUCAUUAUCAAUCUUCUUCCUGGAAUUGAUACGAAUGUAGUUCUAGCGGAUGCUGAUUCUCUUAUCACACAACUUUUUCGUUGGGCGGAACAUUCGGAGUCACGUGAAUUGCGCACAUAUAGCAUGGCUCUUCUUGGGGCAGCAAUGGGCGCCGAGCAAGCUCAUCAAUAUAGACAGAAUAACACAGUGUUGAUUCCUAUAGCAUUGCAAAGACUUCGAGCUCUCCAUGCAGAAAUGCUUGAGAAUAAUCAAAUUAAGAGUGAUGAGUUUAUUGCAGGAAUUAACCAAAGGAAUAACAGCAAGGCUAAUCCCACAAAUUUUGCUCAUAUGCGGGAGUCUGAGAAACAUGAAAAAGAAUUUGCUUUUCCACUUAGACCUUUAUCCUCAAGCAGAAAACGAUCAGUUUCUUCUAGACGUAUUGAUGGAGUACAUUCGCCUCCUCCAAAACGUCUUCCACCUUCACCAACAUCACAUAAUGAUGAGAAACAAGAUUUGGAGGUUUCUUCAGAAUUUACUUCUUGCUCAACUGCUACAAAUAAUGUUGUAAGCCCUUCGUCUGUAGAAACUUUAAGAGAAGCAACAGGAUAUGGAAUUAGCUAUUAUGACGAAUCUCCGGGUGUUGGUUGCAAUAGCAACAGUAGUUGGCGUCAAACAAUGCAGCCAAUAAUUGUUGGAACGCACAAAUUAUUUCCUUUAACAAUUGAAAUGGAACAGCGAUUGAUCCUUCACUAUUUGGGGCCAACAAGCGAAUACCAGGAUAAUCUCUCAAUUGUGUUGGAACAUCAUGCUUUGGAUGUUGUUCUCUCGUAUUUGGCGGUGGACGGAUAUCAACAUACAUGUCGCGAUAUUCGUCUUCUUUUUGAUGCAAUUCGUUACAUAUCAUCACUUUUAAUUCAUCGGAAAUUCGCUUGGGAGUUUAUCUCAGCACAGGGUAUUCAGAAAUUGUUGAAAAUCAAUCGUCAAUCAUUGGCGCUCACGGCUGUCGCUACUUGUCUCUAUUAUUUGGCCUAUUCUUCUGACAUUAUGGAAAAGGUUUGUCAUUUACCUGAUUCCUUGCUAAAUGAAAUGGUCGAUUAUUCCUUAUAUGCAUUAGAUCAUAGUCAUGAGAGUGGUCGUGAUGGAUUACGUCGUCUCUACAACUAUGUUUCAACUCUCACGAUUCUCCAGCGUAAUGACAUUGAUGAGGAUGAUUUAAUUAAUGAUGAACAUUAUAUUCAAAGCAUAGCUACAAUUAAAAAUGCUAUAUUUGCAUUUAGAACUUAUUUAUCUUCUCAUGUCUUCCUUAAAAUGGAAAAUAUGAAGCAACGUUCACAGCUCGGGAAAAGUAGUCACCAUAUGCAUUAUUAUCAAGGCCGUCGAGUUCCGGCUAUUCCACAUGCCAUUCCAAAUAUUGCUCAUCCACAUUCUAAACCAAUGGCUUUAGAUGAAGAAACUGAGAAGGGAUGUAUUGAAUAUUUGUUACGUACUCAAUGUAUGUUACAACCGCAUCAUCACAAUUGGAAACCAGUGGAAGAUAUGCGCGUUUUGGGUGUUUUCCGUUUGUUAUUUACUCUUAUUUCUAAAUACCCGGACUGGUGUCAUUGGGAACGACAAGGAAAGGCAGAUACACUUAAACUUGUUUUGGAGGUUUUGCGUUUGGCAACAGUUUCUCCUAAAGUUCAAUUGGACUCUUGUGAAACGAUGAUGAUUAGGCACACACCGAUGCAGGGACUCGGUCUCAUUCUGGAAAUGGCAGAUGGAGAACUAAUUAAUGAUUCGCAAAUACAACGUCUUUCUCUUGAAAUUCUUAACAAUUGUUUAUGUAGCCCAACUGAUCAGGACAACUAUCUUGGACUGCAUUAUCGUUUUACUUGUGAUUUUGAUCGAGACAUUCUCCCUAAAGAGUUGUCUGAUAAAUUGUCUGUUGUUUUCGAUAAGCCAAGCGAAGUUCCACUAGUUCCGACAGCGCCCUUGAAUAGUAAUGUUGUUAGUCUUUUCUCUGGUCAGAGGCCAUUAGUAACAAGAACAUCGACAAUUCCACAACAUGUGACAGCUGCAGAAUCCACUGUUAAUAAAGAUAAAGGAGUCAAAUUAUUCCUCGUACCUACGCAAAUUUUGCAUAUUCUUUGGAAAUGUGCGCAACAAAAUAAUGCAAUAAUGGUGUUAACGUCCUUGUUACAUAAGCAAAGCCCGGCUACGGAAGCGGAUUUAAUUCGAGAGCUAGCUUGUAGAGCAUUAAAUGGUGUUGCUCGUUUUGAACCAAUUCGUCAGAUUCUCUCUAAAUUGCCAAUUAUUGCUGCAAAUGAAUUGAAUGCCUUAAUGCAAACACCAAUUUUAUUGGAAAAACGUAUUGAGCACAAUCGUUUUUGUGAGCAGGCCCGUCAUUUGAUUGAAUGUGUUAGUCAAACCAAAUUACAGGACUUUACAGCUAUGACAAUGGAAAUGACUCAGGAAAAUCUAUGGCGUUCAGCUGUUGUUGCUCAAACUCGGAUUAAAUUUAAUGAAAAGGAGCUUUUGCAACUUAUCUACCAACAUUUAACUGAUAUUGGCUUUAAAAAGACAGCCAGACAAUUACAAACAGAGGCAGAAUUGCCUAAUUUUCCAGCAAGUCGUAUUCCUUCUACACCUGCUUCUUUGCCUGGAUUUCCUCGUCAAAAUCCAACUUCGUUUGCAAAUGUUAUUGCACGACGCAUUUUGAAAUUUGAUGGGAAUAUUGCGCAAAUAGCCAAUAAUGGUUCUAAUACGGAAACUCUUCCCAUGUCAGUAGCUAAUGCAUCUGCAACUCGUUGUCAUUCAGCACUAACCAACAAUACAACUAUAAUUGGCAACCGAAUUCCAAUGAAAAUUCAUAUGAAUACAACAAACACUCCAACAGCUAUCGGCAAUUCAUUGCUUCCUUUCUCUUCUGCUAGUUAUUCUGAUGGCCGAACUCCGUUAGGACAAUCUUCAGUUACAUCAACUCCAGGACCAUCAAUUAGCACUUCUAGCAUUUCGUUUUCCUUGAAAGUUCGACCACAUAAAUCCCUUAGUGAUAUUGUUCAUUCUUACUUUCGCAACGAACAUGCAAUGUGUCGAAAUCCGGUAGCAAAUUGUCCUCCCUUUUCUUUAUUUUAUCCUCAUCGUUGUCCCGAACCUAAAUUAUUAUAUUCCCCUCCCUCCAAUUUUGUCAAUCGCCUUCGUUAUCGCUCUAAUCCGCCAUAUAGAUGCACAAUGGAAGCAUUGAGGAGAGAAGAUCGACGCCUUGUUUUCAGCAAAUUUAGACAAUCAAAAACUUUUAUUGAAGAAAACGAAACCUUUACAUGCUGUCAACUUUCGCAUAACGAUGAGCAUGUUUUUCUUGGAACUUAUGCGGGUGAAAUGUUUGUUUUUAAUAUGAGAACUGGUGUUGUGGAUUCAAGCUAUACUUGUCAUCAUUCCUCUAUAACUUCUAUUCGUCCUACAAAGGAUCGUUUAAUGCUUACAUCAUCAGCUUUUGUCAAACCAUUUUCUAUUCUUUGGCGCCUAGAAUCUAACGGUAUUUCAAUGAGUGAGCGUUUGACAGAAUUUAAAGAAGACCAAUUUGUUGAAUUUGGAAAUCUUUCAAACAAUCAAAUUGUUGGAACACAAGGUCCAAAGGCAUUUGUUUAUGAUACAGAAACAUCCUCUCCUGUUGUUGUUCUUUUUGAUGAACGUCUUGCAAAUCAUUAUACUCGUAAUCAUGCCUAUUUUGACCCAAUGGAUGAAUUAAUAUUAAAUGAUGGAAUUCUCUUUGAUCCAAGAAUUGGUCCUCAUGCUAGAGUUGUUCAUAAAUUUGACAAAAUGAAUUUGGAUAAUAGUGGUAUUUUUCAUCCACGUGGCACGGAAGUUAUUAUUAAUAGAGAAGUUUGGGAUCUUCGUACACGUCGUUUAAUGCAUACUGUUCCGGCAUUAAACCAAUGUCAAUUAGCCUUCAAUCCCACUGGUUCUAUUAUGUUUGGAAUUGUUCAUCAAGAUGCUGCUUCAGAAAUUGAUGAUCGUUUUUUCCACAUUUUUGGCAAUUUCUUUAGAACUUUUGAUUCUACAAAUUAUGAGGUAAUAUCAACUCAUGAUACCCGAAAACCUCUUCUAGAUUUGUGCACUAGCCAUUCCGAUAAUUUUGUUGGUGUUGUGGAAAUUAGUCGAAAUUCAGAUGAAGAUACAAAUCUUUUUAAACUUUACGAAAUUGGACGUCGUCGUGAAGUAGAUGAAGAGGAUGAUGAUGAUCAGGAUGAGGCAAAUCCUGAUGAGGAAGAAGAUGACGAUAUUUAUUCUUCAAGCACUGCUGAUACAGUGAGUUCAGCCGGGACAGUACGCAACGACGAAGAUGACGAGAGAAAUUCAGAUAGUGGAGGAGAUCUGUCAACACAAAGCAUGAAUGGCGAAGACUUAUUUUCUGCUAAUGGAGAUGGAUCGAUGAGUGAACAAGAUGACGAGGAUAAUGACGAGCAUCAAAUUGGUCUUGGAGAAUUGGCAGGUGCUGAAAUUGAUUUUGAUGAAGAUGAUGAUUCUUCUUAUUCUGAUGAGGACUUCCCAACUGAUUCAAACGAUGAUUACUCACCAUAAAUUAUUAUUUUUUUGUUUCUUUUCUUUUUGUUUUUUUUCUGUGUAUUGCUCG